Amorphotheca resinae ATCC 22711 is the source of this 1683-nucleotide messenger RNA. RefSeq lists its product as hypothetical. NCBI's taxonomy places the organism in Eukaryota, Fungi, Ascomycota, Leotiomycetes, Helotiales, Amorphothecaceae. The transcript has 2 exons. Bases 1 to 1683 code for a protein of 560 amino acids. The record is from RefSeq and is a predicted model, not a curated record.
AUGGAGUCCGCCCCGUUAACUUUGGCUCAUGACCAUGCUCGAGCAGCCUCUCUGGCCACUCAAAGCAGCGAUACCACUGUCGCAAUCAAUGAGCAUGCUCUGGCAGCCGGGGAAUUUGCCAAAGCGGCCUCGGGGACAGCAAGUGCAGAAGCUCUUAGAACCUUGCGACUCCUGGAACAACACCACCAGAGGCUCUCCGAACUCCUUCGUUACCCGUCUGAGAAUCCAGUCGUCAACCCUCCCAGCGAAGCAGAAGUUCAAGUAACCACCGAGAAGCCCCUUUCAACAUCUGUCCCCGUCGCCGAACUACGGGCCUCAAAAUCCGACCUUGGGCCUCGCGCCUCGUCCCCGCCUCGAAAUCCUACCGGGUUAGCACCACGCCGUCUGCCACCCCGCGACCUCAGCUCCUCGAUUGCAAGCAACCUCGCAUCUGCUCGUGGAAUCAGAGGGAAGAACACAAGACCACCACCUCUCUCGCCCAGUCUAUCGACACAUCAAGCGCCAGGGAGCCUCGAGACACAUCGCCGCCGCAACCUGCCUAAUAGCAUUCCCGAGCAUGCGGCGCCAAGCUGGGUCCCUCCCCCCUCAAGUCGAAAAGCCGAACCCAAGACCGGGACAUCUCGAACAUCCGUUGCUGCCGAACCAGCAGCCCCCGCUCCUGCGGCAAGCGACGAAGGUUUUUCAAAAUUCUACAGCGCCUUCGAAAAUAUUCUCCACAGACUCUCCGCACCUCUGGCAUUUGCAGGCCUACCAUUAGCCGCUGAAGAAGACCCCAAGUCAUCUGAAUCCCAACCAACCUCACCUAAGAAGGCGCAUAUAAAGACUGAGAGACACGGCUCGGAUCCUGAUCUCACGAAAUACAUCUCUCGGGCUGCGCUCAGGGCCUCGGCUCGCGAUGGUCAUGCGGGGAAUGACUCCUUCUACGUAGUCCCAACAGCUGGGGGUACACUUUCGUACGCCCACAUUCUGUCUUUCGCUGAGAAGGAGAAACGGCGUAUGGCGGCCUCGAUGCACGGAGAGAAUCCAGACCUCUUCACCAAUCCCGACGACGAGGAUGAUUUUGUUGACGCGAGGGAAACCCUCGUCCCAGCUUCUCCCAAAUAUGCCAGGGGUGGCAGUUCGCGGGGGAAGAAGAUGAGCGAGAGGCAGCUAGAAAAUAAAAUUGAGGAACUGGGGAUAGAGAACAAGAGCCUCAAGGAUUGCGUUGACAAACUUGCAAGACGUCUCCAAGCUUUUGAACUAUCGGCGCAGCAGAGUAGCAUGGCGCUUAAUGAAAGCAUGCGCUUAAUGAGGGAGAAGAGCCCUGCGAGAGACAGAGAGCGACUGAGUCCCGUUCGUGAUCGUCCUAGCCGUAUGAGGGAGGACAGCGGCGGCACGGGUGUGGAGGCCGUCUCAGGAGACGAGGCCUUGCGAAGACGAGUGCAGGAGUUAGAGGAUCAUGUACGACUGGGCGGGAAGGAGAUUGAGAGGUUAGGAAGAGAGAACGAGAAGUUGAAGAGCGUGGUAGCGAGGUAUAGAGAGAGAUGGGAGAAGUUAAAGGAGGGUGCCAAAACGAGAAGGGAGGCUACGGGUACGGGUACGACGAGCACAGGAAUGAAAGAUGCUAAGGAGGCACAGGCAAGCAGCAAUGGCCUUGUGAGGAAGGAUUCUGAUCCAGGAGCUGGCAGGUUCGUAGCUGGAUGA